AUGUUCAUCAUACGGCCAUCCACUGACAUCUACAUUGUACUGAUGGCCUUCUAUCUCAACUUCGGAGGUCCUCAUUCGGCUGCGGCAAGCGAGUUUUCGAUGUGGGGUUUCUUGAAUCGUCAUAGAUUCUUUUUCAUCUGGAUACCAUUUCUGUGGAGAUUGUUUCAGAGUUUUAUUCAUUUCCUUCUUUCAUUAGCGAUCAUUCCCGCCCCCUUGAUAUACAACGAGGGCCCUUUGCUCCGAUUCUAUCCCAAAUGGCUGCAAAAUUCCAUUGCGGAACCUAAUGCGUACCGGGAGAUUUUGAGGCCCAGGCUAGAGAGCUUCGGGGGCAUUUCGAUACAGAUCGUGACACCAGAUGGAGUUUUGCUCGAUGCCAUGUACUUUCGUGGAUGGAACUGUAGAAUUGAUGGACCAACAAUAAUCAGGUUCAACGGAAAUGCGGAGGCUAUCGAGCUUCAGGAUCCAUAUCUUCCCCAAGUUUAUGUUCAGAACGGAUUCAACUUUGUCAUGUUCAACUACAGAGGAGUGGGCAGGUCAAAGUGGUCGAGCCUCUACGGAAACGAACUUGCAGGCCACCUUUACGGGCUGUGGCGCACUCCUGCUAUUGUUGGAACACAUUUGGACGCAUGGAGUCUUGUGGAGUACGUGAUGAAGGAGCUGAGAGUGGAUCCGAGUCAUGUCAUUCUUCUUGGGCACUCCAUUGGGGGUGCCAUCGCAACAAAGCUUGCCGCAAACUUCACGACAGGGCCCUUGACGCUAUGCAGCUCGAGGUCGUUCGCUUCAUUAGUGGAAGUUGCUGUGCACUUAUCGCCCAACUACCUUGGAUUCCAUCCUAGUUCUUGGAAGGCAAGAUGGCUCAAAAAGGUUGCCCGUGCCCUUCUGCAUGCUGCUGGAUGGGAGUUCAACAGCGUGUCGAACUGGCACAAGGUCAAAGGCUUCAAGUGGAUUGAGUACAGCGGUUCAGAUCACAUCAUUCCUUACGACUUGUCACUGCAUGCAGCUCUUAUGGCAUCGCCUACCGUGAAGAGAGAGCAGAUGAGAGUGUUAGCCCUGUUAGACGAUGCCAGCGUGGAUAAUCACAAUAGGGUGCUGUAUGACGACGAAUUCCUUCAGCAUUUGCAGUAUGCAAAAGAGGCAUGUGCUCUCUCCACCGUCAGAGAUGAGGUCUAG
Messenger RNA from Guillardia theta CCMP2712, 1170 nucleotides. RefSeq lists its product as hypothetical. The record is from RefSeq and is a predicted model, not a curated record. Lineage: Eukaryota; Cryptophyceae; Pyrenomonadales; Geminigeraceae. The transcript is spliced from 2 exons. The coding region runs from base 1 to 1170 and encodes 389 amino acids.